Molecule: messenger RNA, 2675 nt
Organism: Passer domesticus (house sparrow)
Lineage: Eukaryota; Metazoa; Chordata; Aves; Passeriformes; Passeridae
Gene: MGAT1
Product: alpha-1,3-mannosyl-glycoprotein 2-beta-N-acetylglucosaminyltransferase
Exons: 3
Coding region: 1036-2403 (455 amino acids)
Biological process (GO): protein N-linked glycosylation
Cellular component (GO): Golgi apparatus
Molecular function (GO): alpha-1,3-mannosylglycoprotein 2-beta-N-acetylglucosaminyltransferase activity
Source: RefSeq, a predicted model, not a curated record
AAUGUAGAGGUCUUGGCGCGCGCUGAUUGGGUGAACGUCGGGGGUUGUGGGCGUGGCCUCGCCGUUGCCAUGGCGACACUUCCGGUGCGGCCAACCGGAAGUGGCGGCGCUGCCGGGAAGGAGCCGCCGGAUCUCUGCGGCCCCUCCCCCCUCCAGGAGCUCCAAAUUCCCGAAUUUUCCCCCCAAAUUCCCGAGGGGGGAGGGGGAACCCCAGCGCCCCCUCCCCCACUCUGCACAGGAUUGGACUCUGCCCUUGGACUCCAGAUUGGUGAGGGCUGAGUUUGAUUUUUUCCUCCUUUUUUUAAGGAAUUUUGCCUCUUUUUUAACAGAAUUUUCAGCAAUUUUUAGGAAUUCUUUCCCCCUCAGUGAAAUUUGGGGUAGAAACCUCAAAUUUCAUUUUUUUCCCUCAUUUUUAAAGCAAUUCUGGGGCAUUUUAAAGAGGAUUUUUUUUUAAUUUUAAGGAGUUUUUUUUUAUAUUUUAAUGAAUUUUUAUUUAUUUCAAUCACAAGGUUUCAAUUCUGCUGUUGGGGGCAUUGGAAGUGAAUUCUGGGACCUGAAAUUUGGGAAUUUUGGGUUUUUUGUGCCUCUAAUUUAGAAAUAACGAAUUUUAGAUGAUUGAAAAUUGCAGAUUUUUACUUUUUUGUGCUCCGAAUUUAGGAAUUUUUGAUUUUUCCAUGCCUGAAAAUUGGGAUUUUUGACUUUUUUAUGACUAAAAUUUGGGAAAUUUGACUUUUUUUACACUCAAAGUUUAGAAAUUAGAACUUUUUUGGUUUAAUUCUAAUUUAGAAAUUGUAACUUUUUGUGCUUCUAAUUUAGAAAUUGUGACGCUUCCAGGCCUGAAAAUUGGGAAUUUUGGCUUUUUCUCCUCCAAACUCCAGGAAUUGCUCAUUAUCUCCUAUUUCUAACCCCAAAUUUCUCUUUUUUCACCAUUUCUAACCCCGAAUUUCCCUUUUCUCCCAUUUCUAACCCCAAAUUCCCCUUUUUUCACUCUUUUUAACCCAAUUUUCCCCCCUUUUCCCCAGCCCCAUGUGAAGGAUGCUGAAGAAGCGCAGCCUGGCUCUGCUGGGUGCCGCGCUCUUCCUCGCCUGGAACGGGCUGCUGCUCCUCUUCCUCUGGGGCCGCCCCGGGGCCCUGCCGAGCCCCCCGCAGCCGCGGCUGCCCCCCGGCGCGCGCCUGCUGCCGGCGCAGCUGCUGCAGCUGGCGCAGGACGCCGAGGCCGAGCUGCGCCUGCAGCGCGACCUGCUGCUGCAGAUCCAGCAGCUCAGCCGCCUGCAGCGCCGCAGGACGCCGCAACCGCCCCAAAAACCGCCCCAAAAACCGCCCCAAAAAACGCCGAGACCGCCUCAGAUCAGCACCACGGCGGCCGGGGAGGCGCCGGUGCUGCCGGUGCUGGUGCUGGCCUGCGACCGCAGCUCGGUGCGGCGCUGCCUGGAUAAGAUCCUGCGCUACCGGCCCAGCGCGCGGCGCUUCCCCGUCAUCGUCUCGCAGGACUGCGGCCACGCCGAGACCGCCGCCGUCAUCGCCUCCUACGGCGCCGCCGUGGCGCACAUCCGCCAGCCCGACCUCAGCGACGUGCCGGUGCCGCCGGAGCACCGCAAGUUCCAGGGGUACUACAAGAUCUCGCGGCACUACCGCUGGGCGCUGGGGCAGGUGUUCCGCACCUUCCGCUACCGCGCCGCCAUCGUGGUGGAGGACGACCUGGAGGUGGCGCCGGAUUUCUUCGAGUACUUCCAGGCGGUGCUGCCGCUGCUGGAGCAGGACCCCAGCCUGUGGUGCGCCUCGGCGUGGAACGACAACGGCAAGGAGGGCCUGGUGGACGCCGGUAGGGCCGAGCUGCUCUACCGCACCGAUUUCUUCCCCGGCCUGGGGUGGCUGCUGCUGGCCGAGCUGUGGGACGAGCUGGAGCCCAAAUGGCCGCCGGCGUUCUGGGAUGACUGGAUGAGGCAGCCCGAGCAGCGGCGCGGCCGCGCCUGCGUGCGGCCCGAGGUGUCCAGGACGAUGACCUUCGGCCGCAAGGGCGUGAGCCACGGCCAGUUCUACGACCAGUACCUGAAGUUCAUCAAACUCAACGACCGCUUCGUGCCUUUCACCCAAAUGGACCUUUCUUACCUCAAAAAGGACGAGUACGAGCGAUUCUUCCUGCAGCAGGUUUACUCCGCCCCCGAAGUCCACCUGGAGGAGCUGCAGAAGGAUGCGGGGAGGGGCUCGGGGGCGGUCAGGCUCCAGUACCGGGGCAGGGAUUCCUUCAAGGCUCUGGCCAAAGCUUUAGGGUUGAUGGACGACCUCAAAUCCGGCGUGCCCCGCGCCGGCUACCGCGGCGUCGUCAGCUUCGUGUGCCGCGGGCGCCGCGUCUUCCUGGCCCCCCCCUCGGACUGGACGGGCUACGACCCCUCCUGGAGCUGAGGGUGGGGUUUUGGGGGGGGGUUUCCCCGUUUUUUGGGGGGUUUUGCAGAAUAAAAAGGUGAGAAACGCGGGGGUUCCGCCGCCCCCCUCCCGCCGUUUGCAUCACUGCCAUUUGCACCCUGAAAUCGAAGUGGUUUAAAAGUCCCUCUCUAAAUUUGGGGAAGUUUCGGGGUUUUUUUGGGGUGGGUUUGGCGCUGGCGGGGUUCGAGAGGCGGACGUGGGGCAGGGGUUUUCCAGAAUAAAAGGUGAAAAGCGGGGGAUUCUCCCCACGA